Molecule: messenger RNA, 1647 nt
Organism: Penicillium odoratum
Lineage: Eukaryota; Fungi; Ascomycota; Eurotiomycetes; Eurotiales; Aspergillaceae
Exons: 1
Coding region: 1-1647 (548 amino acids)
Molecular function (GO): pyridoxal phosphate binding; molybdenum ion binding; oxidoreductase activity
Source: RefSeq, a predicted model, not a curated record
AUGACUGAAUUGAUUACGGAAUUGGAACAAUCAUGGCAACGGGACAAGUUGAUUGAAGUGCGCACUGGCAAGGCCAAACCGGUAUUUGGCUUGCCUAUUCAAUCUGCCAUUUUCAAGUCAGUACGAUAUGGUUCAACUCCCGUGAGCAAAUUGGGAUGUCGAGGAGAUGAGCAUGUAUAUGAGUUUCAUGGUGGCCCUGAUAAGGCGCUUCUCCAGUAUUGUUCGCGACAUUAUGAUACCUGGGGCCAAGAACUACCUGGCAACGCCCACUUGUUUCGAUUGGGCGGCUUCGGUGAAAAUCUAGUUGCCCAGAAAGCAAAUGAGCGCAAUACGUGCAUCGGAGACAUUGUACGAAUUGGCAAUGUCGUUGCUCAAGUCAGUCUACCACGGCAGCCUUGCUAUAAGCUCAACCAUCGCUUCCAAGAAAAGAACAUGUCCCGCCUCACCCAAGAACGGUUUCGAACUGGCUGGUACUAUCGAAUCCUCCAGGAAGGCUCGAUUAAGGCUGGGGAUGAUAUUGUUCUUUUGGAACGUCCUCAUCCAAAGUGGACUGUGGCCCGCGUUCAGCAUUACCUCUACAUUGAAAAGGAAAAUAUGGACAUGAUGAAGGAACUGGCCGAAUUGGUUUCUCUAGGGAUGGAGAUUCGCAACAUUUUUGGGAAUCGACUGAAGAAAAAAUUUGAAAACCAGGAACAGAGGCUCCUAGGAAACGGUGCCAUGGCUCUGGAUAUGUGGACGGAUUACCGACUUGCUCAGAAGAAAAAGGAGACACCUACAGUGACGUCUUUUGUCUUUCAGGCACUGGAGCCGAGGGAAUCUCCUCAAAAAGUCCAACCUGGCACACACGUGCGCUUGAAAUUGGGUGGCCGUCUCAUUCGUGCCUAUUCGGUGGUCGAAGGUACCCAGAAUCGCUUUACUCUUGGAGUGGCUCUGGACCCACAAACGUCCCGAGGGGGCUCCUUAUACCUACAUCGUACCCUGAAUGAAGGAGACACGGCUACGAUCAGCAAAUUCUCGACGACAUUCCCACUUGCUAUAGAGGCAGAUCGUCAUGUCCUGAUUGCUGGUGGCGUUGGAAUUACUGGCUUGCUAGCAUCUGCUCGAGAACUACAACAGAAAGGCCUAGCAUAUCACCUUCAUUAUGUGGUUCGCUCUGAUGAAGUCGCCUUCAAGCCUUAUAUUGAGCAAUUGGGCUCGAACGUGACAAUCUAUUUCAAAGACGACAGACCAUUCGAUGUGUCCAAAGUCCUGCAGCAGACUGAUAGCAACGCCCAUAUCUACUGUUGCUCUGGAGAGCGUCUGAUGAAUGCAGUGCGCGAUACGGCAAAGGAGCUCGGUUUUCCUGAACAGAACAUGCACUUUGAGUCCUUCCAGGCCAAAACAACGGGCGACCCGUUCACGGCUGAAUUAGCCGAGUCUGAACAGGAAGUCGAGGUGGCGGGUGGAGAGAGUUUGUUGGACGCUCUUCGAUCGGCUGGAUUUGAUAUUCCAUCUACCUGCGAGACCGGUAACUGUGGUACCUGUCGAGUUGGCGUGCGCAAAGGGCGAAUCGAGCAUCGAGGCACCGGAUUAGUGGGGAAUGAAAAAGACACUGCAAUGCUUAGUUGUGUCUCGCGCGGAAUUGGAAGCAUUGUUUUGGAUCUUUAG